Messenger RNA from Manihot esculenta (cassava), 1294 nucleotides. Its product is annotated as ethylene-responsive transcription factor ERF105. Gene Ontology annotation, biological process: ethylene-activated signaling pathway; regulation of DNA-templated transcription. The record is from RefSeq and is a predicted model, not a curated record. The coding region runs from base 186 to 1043 and encodes 285 amino acids. NCBI's taxonomy places the organism in Eukaryota, Viridiplantae, Streptophyta, Magnoliopsida, Malpighiales, Euphorbiaceae. The transcript has a single exon. Gene Ontology annotation, molecular function: DNA binding; DNA-binding transcription factor activity.
AACGAUGCUUCCUCCUCACCUCCCAUGAACCUCACACGAAACCCUAUCUCUAUCUCUCCCCAUUUCUCUAUAUAUCUCCUCUCACUCCCUAUUUUCCACUCAAUUAAUUCUUCUAAUCCCCUCCUCUCAAUCUUCAUUUUCUCACCACCUCUUCCUGGGAUUUCUGAAACAGACAGACUUCUCUCAUGGCUUCUUCAGGCCAAGCUUCAACCUUGGAGCUUAUCAGGCAAUACCUCUUCACCGACUCUGCUUCCAAUGAUAACUUGGACUUCAUCUCUAAUCUUGAUACUUUUCCCAACUCCUCCCCUGUCUUAUUUAGAACUGAAUCCCAAGAAUUUGAUUGCUUGAAGCCUCAGCAAUCCCACAAACACCACAUGGAACUCAGCAAGCCUCAGCUGGUUCAAAACUCCAACAGUACACUCAAGUCUUCGACUCUUAGCCAGAGGAAACCAGCUAUGAGUAACAUAUCCAUACCUCCUCCAGCAACCUUGAAGGCCAUCCCACCUCAGCAGCCGAGUGAUUCUAGUGGAGAAAAGCAUUACAGAGGAGUCCGGCGUAGGCCUUGGGGGAAAUAUGCAGCGGAGAUUCGUGAUCCUAAUAAGAAAGGUGCUCGUGUAUGGCUCGGGACAUUUGAUACCGCCAUAGAAGCUGCUAAAGCUUAUGAUAGUGCUGCCUUUAGAUUGCGUGGAAGCAAGGCAAUACUGAAUUUCCCUCUUGAAGUUGGAAAUUUCAAUUCCAGACAGGAAUCUGAAUUUACAGAUAAUAAUAAUAAUAAUAAUAAUAAUAAUAAUAAUAAUAAUGAUUCCAAGAAAAGGAAGAUUGAGGUAACAGAGAGCUUCGAAAGCAGCAGAAAUAAGGUGGUAAAGACGGAAAAUCCUUCGCCGGAGAGGGACGGCAAGCCACCACAAUCGACGGAUCCCUUAACGCCGUCGAGUUGGAAGGGGUUCUGGGACGGGGACGUGAUGGGGAUAUUUAGUGUGCCGCCGUUAUCGCCGUUAUCUCCACACCCUUCAAUUGGAUAUUCUAGGGUCAUGGUUGUGUGAGAUUGAGAAGGCAGAAGGGUUGCAGGCUUGUGCUUGUUCGGGUUUUUACUAAGUCUGGUAAAAAGAAACUCAGAUGACCUAGAAAAUAGAAAUUAGGAAAUUUAGGGGUAGUAAUCAGCUGUAUGUGUGUGUAUAAAUAGGGAUUUAUGGCGCAACAAGCAUUUACCUUUGGGUUUGUUGAAAAAAAAUAUAGAUUGCGAGAUUGUAUUAGUUCUUUGAUUUAAUUUAUAUAAUAAUAAUUUGUUUAUCUA